AUAUAUAAGGUUUUUGAAACGAUUUAAAUUAAUAAAUGAUAUAAAUAAUAACUUAUUUAUUUAUAAAUCGUCGAGAAAAAACAUCAUAUUUUUUAAAAUUGCCACGUGACCGAAAACAUCUAUGAUUGGCCGCAUCUGCCAUGACGUCACAUAUGCGUAAAUAAUUACUUGCUCUGUGGUAACUAUCAAGUGAUCCCAAUUCCCAACGUUUACUCACGUCGUUGCUUAAAAUUAAAUUUCGCUUUUGGUUUUGUUUCUUGGUGUCUGUAAUCAGUUUUGUUCUUUGUGUUACCUAUUUUGUUUGUCAUGGAACCUAAUUUCGAAAAAGCAGACAGUAGAAAUCUACCUAAAGUGGACGCUAUAAUGGUUGGCAUGUUUUUUAAAAACAACCCAGAUUUUUACGCUCCUGAAUUGAGAAAUGUGAAAACAGCUACGGCUGCAAGAGAAUCAUAUGGAGAUGAUGCAAUUGGAUAUGUCCAACUGCGUCGUGAAUCUGACCUUUGCACAGUUAAAUGCAAAAUCUGCCCAGAGCAUAAGGUGAAGGCCAGUUCCUACAAAGUAGUGAUGAUAGUGGAUGAGAAAAAAAAUGAAAUUAUAAGCUGUCAGUGCACGGACUGUGCUGCUUCAGCUGGUGGUUGUAAGCAUGCAGUAGCAUUUUUAAUGUGGACCCAUCGUAGAAGUGAAGAACCUUCUUGCACUGAGGUUGAGUGCUAUUGGAAGAAAAGUACUCUUUCAAGAGUAGGCACAAGUGUGAAGUUCAUAACAUUAGACAAGAUGAGCAAAAAACAAGCUUCUCGUUAUGAAGAAAGUAAAGAUUUGCUAACGGAAUUCCUUCAUGAAGCUAAAAAGAGAAAAAUAACUAACUGUGAACUUCAGAAAUAUCAACAUGAUUUCAGGCAUGGUGAUAUGAUGCAGUUUUCUAUGCAUCAUUUUCUGAUGCAAACUUCUGGGGAUGUUAAAAAUAAUGUUACCAAGUUACUUGAAUCAUUAGCAGAGCAGCUAGAUGAAAAGAUUGUGACUUCAAUAGAAGUAGCAACUAAGAGCCAGUAUAAAAGUCCUCUCUGGUAUGAGAUGAGAUACAGUCGUAUUACAGCUUCCAAAGCUUUUGAAGCCAGUCGCUGCCAAACAGCUGAUGGAUCUUUAGUAGCUGCAGUUAUGGGGGCCAAAACGCCUGAUACUGCUGCAAUGAAAAGAGGCCGAGAGCUAGAAUUAUCGGUCAUAAAAAUUGUGCAAAACAAACUGAAGAAGAAAUUCAAGCCCUGUGGUGUGUUUCUGUCUACAAAAUACCCCAUGGUUGCAGCUACUCCAGAUGGAAUAAGUAAAGAUGCAGUUGUUGAAGUAAAAUGUCCAACUAGUGAGGAAACGAAACUUAACUACCUCAAAGAAGGACAAGUGAUGCAAAAGUAUUUCGCUCAAGUACAGAUACAAAUGUAUGUGACAAAUAAGAAGAAAGGUUACUUUUGUGUGGCUCAUCCUGAUUUUGAACAAUCAAAAAAAGUAGAUAUAGUUCUAAUAAAUUAUGAUGAUGAAUAUGUUAAUGACUUGUUGCAGAAUGUGGAAACCUUUUGGAAAGUUAAUAUUUAUCCCAUUCUAGUACGUAGCACUUCAUAUUAAUAGGCUAUUUAAAUUAUUAAAAUGUUGUUAAUUAAAAGUAUAAAUUAUU
Colias croceus (clouded yellow) is the source of this 1663-nucleotide messenger RNA. RefSeq lists its product as uncharacterized. Gene Ontology annotation, molecular function: zinc ion binding. The transcript has 2 exons. The record is from RefSeq and is a predicted model, not a curated record. NCBI's taxonomy places the organism in Eukaryota, Metazoa, Arthropoda, Insecta, Lepidoptera, Pieridae. The coding region runs from base 307 to 1614 and encodes 435 amino acids.